Sphenostylis stenocarpa is the source of this 1497-nucleotide messenger RNA. The record is from the annotation of a GenBank genome assembly. Lineage: Eukaryota; Viridiplantae; Streptophyta; Magnoliopsida; Fabales; Fabaceae.
AUGGACAAGGCAGCUGCUGAACUUCAACUUGAGGCAGCAGAUCCUGCUCUUCUUCUUCACCAUCAUCAGAGUUAUACUGGAAAUGGGAUAGGUGACAGUACCUCCUUGAUUCCAGAGUCCAGAAGACCGAACCUCUCCUCUCUACAAAUACCAGCAAGAUCAGUGGAAAAUGCAUUAUCCUCUUUUACAAAGACAGAUGGUCCUACAUUGAUAUCAAGUCCAGGUUCCACUCGAGGACUUCCCCCAAGGCCAAAUUCAGCCAGAGUCAAGUCCACUAUGAAAAGUUUGCUUUCAGAGAGGAGCUUUAGGGCUAAGAAUGGUUCACAAGAUAGUGAAAGGACAGUUCUGAUUGUUCCUGAUAACUUACCAUCAGAUGGUCCUGUGGAUAAGCCUUCAACUUCUAAGCCUUCAACUUCAAGGUCUCUUUCUCUUAACAAGAUUUUGUUCCCUUCAUCAACCAAAGCCACACAUUCAUUGCCAGUUACUCCAACUGCAAAUUCAGGUGCAGAGAUUGUACAAGGAAGACAUCUAGGGUGUGAUUCUGAUUUAAGUAAAAUGGAAGUAAAUCAGCACAUAACUCGAUCGGUUUCGGUUCCAGUAAAUAUCAAAGGUGCUAAUUUAAGACGUACAGAUUCUAGAAGGUUGAUUCGUGUAAUUUCAGCAAGAUCACUUCUAAUUACCAGUGAUGGCAUUUCAUCUCAAAAUGCUUCCGGAUCAGAGAUUGUCAUUGAAGAUACUUCUGAGGAUAUUCCAGAGGAAGAUGCAGUUUGUAGGAUUUGUUUGGUGGAGCUUGCGGAAGGAGGGCAUACUCUCAGGAUGGAAUGCAGCUGUAAAGGUGAGCUUGCACUUGCUCACCAAGACUGUGCAGUAAAGUGGUUUAGUAUCAAAGGAAACAAGAGUUGUGAUGUCUGCAAGCAGGAAGUCCUUAACCUCCCAGUAACACUCUUGAAAAUUGCUAAUCCUCAAACUGUUACUCCACAGCCAUUAAAUGCACCAGCACCACAGCAGAGAGAAGUAACUUAUUAUAGGAUAUGGCAGGAUUUAUCAGUACUUGUCUUGGUCAGCAUGCUUGCAUACUUUUGUUUUCUUGAGGAACUACUGGUUUCAGAUUUGGGCACUCGUGCUCUUGCUAUUUCAUUACCUUUCUCCUGUGUUUUAGGACUCCUUUCUUCCAUGAUUGCUUCAACCAUGGUGAGCGGGAGCUACAUGUGGGCCUAUGCUUGCUUCCAGUUUGCAAUUGUCAUCCUGUUUGCUCAUGUGUUUUAUACCAUACUUAAUGUUAAUUCCAUCCUCUCAGUUCUUCUCUCCUCGUUCACUGGAUUUGGGAUUUCAAUCAGCUUGAAUACUUUGGUAACUGAAUAUGUUAGAUGGAGAAUGAGAAGACUGAUUCAAUCUUCUACGACACAACAACCACGUCGUGAUCACGCACACCAGCAGCAAGAACAUCAAAGACUGCGUCCUCAACUGCUAAGGCCGCAACAAGAGCAGCACCAAUGA